Messenger RNA from Pseudophryne corroboree (corroboree frog), 1782 nucleotides. It is a transcript of the gene EIF3J, whose product is annotated as eukaryotic translation initiation factor 3 subunit J. The transcript has 8 exons. Lineage: Eukaryota; Metazoa; Chordata; Amphibia; Anura; Myobatrachidae. Gene Ontology annotation, molecular function: translation initiation factor activity. Gene Ontology annotation, cellular component: eukaryotic translation initiation factor 3 complex; cytoplasm. The record is from RefSeq and is a predicted model, not a curated record. Bases 98 to 847 code for a protein of 249 amino acids.
GCACUUCCGGUAAGGGUCGCUCGGGUGUACAGUGCGCUGCGCGCGCAGCUGGACGCGGUGAUUCAGGUUCGGAGCCGGAUCGGCAGCGGGAAGCAAGAUGGCAGAAACCGACAGCUGGGAGGUAGAUGACUUUGAGCCAGAGGAGACCGUUCCAAAGACUGGAGCAUUGACGGCAAAAGACAAAUGGGAGGGAGAAGAUGAAGAGGAUGAAGUUAAGGAUAACUGGGAUGAUGAGGAGGACACAGAAAACAAACAAGAGGCUCAGAAGUUAGAACAGAAAGUUCCAGAUAAGAAGAAAUUAGUUGAUAAAAUCAAACAAAAAGAAAUUCUACAAAAGAAGAAACAGGAGGAACUGAAGAAAAGGCUAGAGGAGCCUGCUGAGGAGCUGGUAGAAUUAUCACCGGAGGAACAGCUGGCAGAGAAGCUGCGCCUGAAGCAGUUACAAGAGCAGUCCGACCUGGAGUUGGCAAAAGAAGCUUUUGGUGUGGUCUCAGUUACUGGCAUUGAUGCCAUGAAUCCAUCCUCAAGAGAUGACUUUGCAGAAUUUGGGAAGCUGCUGAAGGAGAAAAUCACCCAAUAUGAGAAAUCUAUACAUUACACAGGCUUCCUAGAAGCACUGUUGCGGGAUAUCUGUAUUUCAUUGGAAGUUGAAGACAUGAAGAAGAUAUCCAAUACCCUAACAGUUCUCUGCAGUGAGAAGCAGAAACAAGAGAAGCAAAACAAAGCCAAGAAAAAGAAGAAAGGAGGGGUUCCUGGUGGCGGCUUUAAGGCCAACAUGAAGGACGAUCUGGCUGAUUAUGGGGGCGUCGAUGAGGGAUAUGGACGAGAGUUCGAGGAUUUCAUGUGACACUUGCUUUAAUAUUCAUGGCUCUGAAUGUGAGUGUCGUCCUCCACCCUUGAGGACUGCCAAAUGCUACAGUCAAAGAAUUCAUCCCUUUCACCUUUCUCGAUUUGCCAGGGUGGGUGAAAUCUGGAUACAACAGGGUUAAUAAUGCCCACCUUACACCGUACAUAACUUGCUCAUGCACUAUAUCUCCUGGCCUGCACUCUGUUCCGCUCUGCUUGUGGCAUGCGUGUGUAGCUGUGCCAUGUUGCAAACAGAGUGGUCUGUACUUCCCGCCCACUGACCUACCCAGACAUGAGGGAUGAUCUUUAAGCAGCGUUGGUCUCGCAGUCAAGGUCCUCUUCUCUAGUCCUACAGAAUUUCUGUUCGUAUGAUGCUGCUGCUAGCCUCCUGCCACAUAGUCUUUUUUAUGGUUGUUACAGAGCCAUGUACUGGUAUGAGCUCUGUCUUGUGCGGAGACUCCCUCUUCACACCGCUCAGAGCUAUUUUUUUUUUUCUCCCAUAUGUUAAUAUAAAGACUUAAAACCACACGGGAGUAUCUUAAACUUUGCGACCAUAAAACACAUGAGCACUGAUGCUUCAGAAUUUGGGGUCAUCUAUUGGAGAGAGAGACUUAAACUGCUAAUGUGAAGCCAGCAUAAUACGUGUGAUGUCCAUGCUGAACACAAAUCGAUUGGUCUUUCAUUUUUGGUUUUCCCCCUUGGGCGGCUUGAUAUUUAAUGGUCGAGUGUUGGUGUGGUUUUAAGGUUGGUUAGAUGCUUUUGGACUCUUGCUCAGAGGUGCGGGGUCUUGCCCUUUCUCUUAAACUUCAAUUCUGCUCACUAAAUGGAUGAUGCUUUGCAAGCAGGUCCUGCCAUGGGAGAAUUGUUAUAUUAACAAUGACACUGCAAUGUUUGUUUUAGAAGACAACUAAUUUAAUAAACUCAUCCUUGUGACAA